Galeopterus variegatus (Sunda flying lemur) is the source of this 796-nucleotide messenger RNA. It is a transcript of the gene DERL2, whose product is annotated as derlin 2. Lineage: Eukaryota; Metazoa; Chordata; Mammalia; Dermoptera; Cynocephalidae. The coding region runs from base 12 to 731 and encodes 239 amino acids. The record is from RefSeq and is a predicted model, not a curated record. Gene Ontology annotation, cellular component: endoplasmic reticulum membrane; Hrd1p ubiquitin ligase ERAD-L complex. Gene Ontology annotation, molecular function: misfolded protein binding; ubiquitin-specific protease binding. The transcript is spliced from 7 exons. Gene Ontology annotation, biological process: endoplasmic reticulum unfolded protein response.
CGGUUGGGAAAAUGGCGUACCAGAGCCUCAGGCUGGAGUACCUGCAGAUCCCACCGGUUAGCCGCGCCUACACCACCGCCUGCGUCCUCACCACCGCUGCUGUGCAGCUGGAAUUGAUCACACCUUUUCAGUUGUACUUCAAUCCCGAAUUAAUCUUUAAACACUUUCAAAUAUGGAGAUUAAUCACCAAUUUCUUAUUUUUUGGACCAGUUGGAUUCAAUUUUUUAUUUAACAUGAUUUUUCUAUAUCGCUACUGUCGAAUGCUAGAAGAAGGCUCUUUCCGAGGUCGGACAGCAGACUUUGUAUUUAUGUUCCUUUUUGGUGGAUUCUUAAUGACUCUUUUUGGCUUGUUUGUGAGCUUAGUUUUCUUGGGCCAGGCCUUUACAAUAAUGCUGGUCUACGUGUGGAGCCGAAGGAAUCCAUAUGUCCGCAUGAACUUCUUUGGCCUUCUCAACUUCCAGGCCCCCUUUCUACCAUGGGUGCUCAUGGGGUUUUCCUUGUUGUUGGGGAACUCAAUCAUUGUGGACCUCUUGGGUAUUGCAGUUGGACACAUAUAUUUUUUCUUGGAAGAUGUAUUUCCCAAUCAGCCUGGAGGAAUAAGAAUUUUGAAAACCCCAUCUAUUUUGAAGGCUAUUUUUGAUACACCAGAUGAGGAUCCAAAUUACAAUCCACUACCCGAUGAGCGGCCAGGAGGCUUCGCCUGGGGUGAGGGCCAGCGCCUUGGAGGUUAAAGCAGCAGUGCCAAUAACAAGACCCAGCUGGGAAGGACUCAGUGAAAUACCCCUUGGGAUUCUUU